AUGGACAAAGCUUGGGUACAUCUAAGCAGAGUUGAUCCUGGAUAUGAGAGAGGGGCUUCACAGUUUGUCCGGGAUGUGGCUUCAGCUAUGGGAGGGAUUGAUAUGAUUAUAUGCUCGUGCAUAGACUGCCGUAACAUUGAUCAUCAUUCAGCAAGUGUUGUAGUUCACCAUCUAGUUACCAGGGGAAUGGAGGAGGGUUAUAAGAUGCGGAGUGAUUGGUAUCUACAUGGAGAAGUGAACUCAGAGGUUGCAGGUGAAAGUAGAGCAACUGAAUGGAAUGAUGAGAUCUUUGGGCUGUACAGAGCUGCUGAGCUUUUUGAUGAAGAGUUAGCUGAGACGGGGGAUUUAUCUGAAGCUGCAGAGGGAGACGACAAGAAAGAUGAUGAGUUUUUGGCAAAGUUAGCUGAGGCUGAAACACCCCUGUAUCCGAGCUGUGUCAACCAUAGUAAGCUCUCUGCAAUUGUUUCAUUAUUUCGACUAAAGAGUCAGAAUGGGUGGUCUGACAAGAGCUUCAAUGAUCUGCUAGAGACAUUGCCGGAGAUGUUACCAGAGGAAAAUGUGCUUCACACAUCACUGUAUGACGUGAAGAAAUUCUUGAAAUCCUUCGACAUGGGUUAUGAGAAGAUUCAUGCAUGUAUUAAUGACUGCUGUCUGUUCAGAAAGAGGUUCGAGAAGCUUGAGAAGUGUCCAAAGUGUAAGGCUUCGAGAUGGAAGACAAAUAUGCAUACUGGUGAGAAGAAGAGGGGCGUCCCACAGAAGGUAUUACGUUAUUUUCCUAUAAUUCCUAGACUGAAGAGAAUAUUCCGUUCGGAGGAAAUGGCUAAGCAUUUAUGGUGGCACUCUAUGAACAAAAGCAGUGAUGGUAAGCUUCGUCACCCUGUUGAUUCAGUGACAUGGGAUCAGAUGGAUGCUAAAUACCCAACGUUUGCAGCUGAAGCAAGGAACAUUAGGCUUGGACUUUCAACAGAUGGAUUCAAUCCAUUCAACAUGAAGAACUCGAUGUACAGUUUCUGGCCUGUUUUACUGCAGCCUGGUAAUAGUAUAAAUGUAUACUUAGAACCCCUCAUCGAGGAUCUGAAAAGCCUGUGGAGCAUUGGGAAGUUAACAUUCGAUGCUCUGACUCGAUCAACAUUUACUCUUAAGGUAGCACUGCUCUGGACAAUCAGUAAUUUUCCGGGUUACGGGAAUCUUGAAGGCUGCAAAGUAAAGGGAAGGAUCUCCCACAAGGUCAUCAUUUCCGGGGAAAGAAAAGAUGGUUUGAUGGCAAAAGCUGAACAAGGAAGAAGAGGAAGAAUACAGACUGGGCGUGACAUUUCUCAACACCUUAGAAAUUUCAAGAAUGAUUUUGGAAAUUUCAAAGGAUCUGCAAGAAAGAGAAAAAGGGUUCAGUGUGCUGAUAAUAAAGGCUCUGAUAGUGAGGCUUUAUCGAGUGAAUCAGAGGAGGAAGAAGAAGAAGAAGAAUAA
Molecule: messenger RNA, 1464 nt
Organism: Raphanus sativus (radish)
Lineage: Eukaryota; Viridiplantae; Streptophyta; Magnoliopsida; Brassicales; Brassicaceae
Exons: 4
Coding region: 1-1464 (487 amino acids)
Source: RefSeq, a predicted model, not a curated record